Hevea brasiliensis (rubber tree) is the source of this 1900-nucleotide messenger RNA. RefSeq lists its product as uncharacterized. The transcript is spliced from 16 exons. The coding region runs from base 176 to 1789 and encodes 537 amino acids. Lineage: Eukaryota; Viridiplantae; Streptophyta; Magnoliopsida; Malpighiales; Euphorbiaceae. The record is from RefSeq and is a predicted model, not a curated record. Gene Ontology annotation, biological process: malonyl-CoA catabolic process; positive regulation of fatty acid oxidation; fatty acid biosynthetic process. Gene Ontology annotation, molecular function: malonyl-CoA decarboxylase activity. Gene Ontology annotation, cellular component: mitochondrial matrix; peroxisomal matrix.
UUCUUUGAGACUGAAGAGGAUCUAGGAAGCGGGAACGCUCUGCCUUGGUUCUGUCUUCAGGGAGCCGAGAAAAGCGAAGAACUUGUGGACAACGAUGACAAAAGCGACAAUUGUUGUAUUUGCAAUUAGACCAUACAUGAUUAAUAUAAUGAACAAGAAAGGCUAGGCCAUUUUGAUGCGAAGCGAAAUGAGAACAAACAAGCUAUCUCUCUCACCUCUCACUAGCAGCAAUGAUAAUCAAAUGCUAACCAAUUCUCAAGGAAGCAGAUUCGAUAAUAGUGUUUCGCAGGCUGCUGGAGAGGAAGGACCCAACAAGCUUAAUCCCCCUACUAACUGCGAGAGGGAUUUCGAUGCUGUCCGGGAAUCUAUGCACUCCGCUAUAUCUUUGAACAAAGCUGAGGUUCUGGAUUUUGUGCUUAAUGAUUUCUCCGAGGGUUAUCUUAGCCUUUCCUUUGAAAAUCGCCGGAAAUUAUUGAUCAUGCUCGCUCAAGUUUAUGAUCUCAAUAGGACACAAGUUCGUGAUCUCAUUAAGCAAUAUCUUGGACUUGAACUUCCUGGCAGUAAUGCAAGUGAAUCUAGUACUGUUGAUGAGGAAGCUAUGCUUUCUUCUUUCUAUCGCCUUGAACGGAACUUGAGACAAGUUCUUAAGCCAGCAUAUGAACUCCUUUUUGAACGACUUAACAACCACCAUGGGGGAUUGAGGUUCCUGUCCAUUCUUCGGGCUGACAUUUUAUCUAUUCUCGAAGAGGAAAAUAUUGGAUCUUUGCAAGUGCUAGAUUCCUGCUUAAAGGAAAAACUUAAUACAUGGCUUAGUCCUGCUGCAUUGGAGCUUCACCAGAUUACAUGGGAUGAUCCUGCUUCAUUGCUGGAGAAAAUUGUGGCUUAUGAGGCUGUACAUCCAAUCAGCAAUCUUUUAGAUCUUAAAAGAAGGUUGGGUGUUGGUCGUCUUUGUUUCGGAUAUUUACAUCCAGCAAUACCUGGUGAGCCCCUUAUUUUCAUGGAAGUUGCCCUUCUAAAGAAUGUGGCUCAAGCAAUACAUGAAGUUUUAUGGGAUGCUCCUCCCAUAGUUGAAUCUGAGGCCACAUGUGCAUUAUUUUGUUCUAUAUCAUCAACUCAGCCUGGCUUGGCAGGGAUCAACCUGGGAAAGUUUCUUAUCAAGCGUGUUAUUACUCUGGUGAAAAAAGAAAUGCCCCAUAUAUCUACAUUUGCAACAAUAAGCUCAGUUCCCGGAUACAUGCAAUGGCUGCUAUCUAGGUUGGCAUCUCAGUCAAUCCUUGCUGAAGUGGAGAACAUGUCACAAUCGUCUUCAAAAGGAUCUGUUUCCACUUUUAGGGAAAACUUACUCGAACCAGAUGAAGAAAGAUUACUUAUGAAUUGUUCUCAGAAGGCUUUUCCUGGAAAAAAUGGCAUGGAUGUCAUGUUGAAUUUACUAACAUCAACUAAAUAUGAGUGGACCAGUUCAGCUGAAUUGCUUUCAGCAUUAAAGCCUCCUCUAGUGCGACUGUGUGCCAGGUACCUUCUUGAAGAGAAAAAGAGAGGAAAAGCUCUAGAUUCUGUUGCAAAUUUUCACUUGCAAAAUGGAGCAAUGAUAGAAAGAAUAAACUGGAUGGCAGACCAAUCUGACAAAGGUCUUCGUCAAAGUGGAGGUAUUAUGGUGAACUAUGUUUACAGGGUUGAGAAAAUUGAUGAAUAUGCUCAGUCAUAUUUCAGCACAGGACAUAUACAUGCCUCAAAUGACAUCCGUCGGAGUAUUAUGCCAUGGAAGGAACAUGAAGUGACAACAAUUUAGGCUUGCAGGCAAAUCUCUCUAGUAAAUAAUUUUUUUUCUGUUCAGGCAGAACUUUCACAUGUAAUUGUUAAGUCACAUAUUAACUAGUAUCAUAUCAAACUGGGAAAGAAC